ACCCACCAAAGGAUGAUUAUGCAUCCAAGAAAGAAAGUGAGAGAAUCCGGCAGUUCACACUGUACCAUCUGAGCAAUCCUAACAGUCCAGAAACUGUUCCCCAGGAGGUGAUUGAGGCUAUUUGUGAACGUCAUAUGGUCACUUCACCUGUAGCUGAUGUUCAAGCCACCAAUCCUGGGUUGACAUUAGUUGAAUCCCUCACUCACCAGUCCACAGCCAUCCCCGACUGCUUCCAGCAGGAGCAAGUGGAUGGGUCCCCUCUUGUCCAUUCAUUUUCAGAAGAAGAGUUGAGGCAAAAACAAACAUCAGAUCCUACUAUCAAUGCAGUCAUUGUACUCUUGGAGACCGGUGAAACUCCAUGUCCCACCCUCAGGUUGGAGUUACCAGAACUACCCUUGUUACUCAGAGAGUUGGCUCGGUUGGAGAUGCAGAAUGGAGUGCUCUAUCGUAAGCGACAAGAUGGUCCAAACAUCUCAUAUCAGCUUGUGCUUCCUGAGGAGCUAAGAGCUACAGCACUUAGGAGUCUUCAUCAUGAUAUGGGCCAUCUUGGAGUCGAACGAACAGUAGAUUUGGCAAGAGCCAGAUUUUACUGGCCGAAAAUGCGCAUGACCAUUGAAAAAAUGGUUAAAGCCUGUGAGAGAUGUAUUCGCCGAAAAACACAUCCAGAAAAAGCUGCUCCACUCAUGAACAUUAAAACCUGCCGACCGCUUGAACUGGUGUGCAUUGACUUUUUGUCAAUAGAGCCAGAUCGCUCAAAUACGAAAGACGUUCUAGUAAUAACUGAUCAUUUCACAAAAUAUGCAGUGGCUAUACCAACUCCAAACCAGCGAGCACAGACCGUAGCGAAGUGCCUCUGGGAAAACUUCAUUGUCCAUUAUGGUCUUCCUGAAAAGCUCCUUAGCGAUCAGGGUGCUGAUUUUGAAUCGAGGACCAUAAAGGAACUUUGUGAACUUGUUGGCAUGAGGAAAGUGCGCACAACUCCUUACCACCCCAGGGGAAACCCGGUUGAAAGAUUUAACCGCACUCUUCUUCAAAUGCUUGGAACACUUGAUAAGUCAGACAAACUCCGCUGGAAAGAUUUUGUCAAACCUCUGGUACAUGCUUAUAACUGUACAAAGAGUGAUGUAACUGGAUUCUCCCCCUACGAAUUAAUGUUCGGGAGACAACCCAGACUACCCAUUGACUUGAUCUUCAGAUUGCCCACCAAUGCUAGCAAGCAGACUCAUUCCCAGUAUGUUGGCAAUUUAAAAUCUCGGUUGGAAGAAAGUUAUCGUAUUGCUACUAGUAAUGCAGGAAAGAAUGCAAGUUGCAACAAAGCCAGAUUUGAUCGGCGAGUGAUUGAAUCAAUCUUGCAGAAAGGAGACAGAGUUCUUGUACGAAAUGUGAAGCUGCGUGGAAAACAUAAGUUGGCAGACAAGUGGGAGGAGGAUGUUUAUAUUGUCCUCAAGCGAGCUGGAGACAUGCCAGUUUACACAGUUAAACCGGAAAGUAAAGAUGGACCAGUGCAGACUCUGCACAGAGACCUGCUUCUGCCAUGUGGAUUCCUGUCAGCAGCUGCAGAACCUGAGACAGUUAAAUCUCGUACAAACAAGAGACCCAGAACGAGACAAUGUCCAGUUGUUGAGAGUGAAGAGGAGAUCAUCUCAGACUCGGAUGAUGUUCCUGAUUGGGCGUUUUUCCCUCGUAUUACACCUGAUGCAUUUGUCAUAGUGCCUGAAACUCACAAGUCGAGUGAGCCUGCUUGUGCAGUCCGGCAGUCAGCAGAAACAGAGGAGUCUGUAGUUUCCCUUUCACCCGAUGCUCCAGCAACUCAGUCCGUUGUAGGAAAUGGAAAUACUGGAGACAUUCAAGGUGCAUCAAAUGUCAACUCACCUGAAAAUGACAACCUACCUGAACAUGACAACCUACCUGAACAUGACAACCUACCUGAACAAGACAGAUUAUCUGAAGCAAACGCCUUACCUGAACUGAACUCAGUUGACAGAUCCCCCCAGUGUUUGGAUUUGCAGCAAUCUGAGGAAACUCCUCCAGAUAAUGAGAUGAGUUCAGAUGCAGUACCUGAUGAUGGGUGUUGUGAUGCUAAUGCACCUGUUACUGUCCAGCCUGAACCCUUAAAGUUUCAGACUGAUGGACUUCAGGAUGCUGAAACAUCCCUUCGUCGCUCUCAAAGAGUGCACACAAAGCCUAAGAGAUUGGAUUAUGUGAAACUAGGCAAUCCUCUGAUAAUGGUGGUGAAUUCUCUUUUCCAGGGUCUUAGUGAAGCACUGACUAGCUCCCUGAAUGGUUUUGAGAAUGCAUCUCGUGAUUCCGUCAGGCAUGUGUAAGCCGUGUGACUCAGUGUCACAUUGCAGAUGCCCAGGGACGGGCAUACCCUUCAGAGGGGAGGGUGUAACCCACAUAAAAUGGGGAUGCCUCUUUAAGAAGCAGGGGUUAGGGAAGCUAGGUAGUCUACCUGGCCAAUAAAAAAGUUUAGUUCUGGUGUGUAUCAGCCAAUCAGAAUGCAGACCGCCGCUGUAGGUCCCGCCCUCCUUCCCCGUGUCGGUAGCAUUGUUUGUGUGAGCGUGAAGAUCCGCCAUGAGGAGGAGACUGCUAAGCUGUGCAGCGUGAGAGUCUGUGUGUUAAGACGGUUAUAGUACUGGAUACGAAUUUGAGGCGAGCUCUUUUGCAAUUGCAAUUGCUGUUUGCCAUCUGACUUCUAAGCUGGAAGUCGUGAAGUGAGUAAAUAGAUUGAGCUUCAGUUUUCUGCCGAGCACUGUUAGAGCUACCUCGUUAGCCUUGUUAGCUCUUAUUGGCUACUGGUUUCCUUGAAGUUCAUCUCGUUCCCCGUUCAGCUGAAGUGCCCCACGUGUCCGGACUGAGAGCCACCAUAUUGUUGUCCCAAACGUGUCGCAUUGAGAUCGGUCAGGUUUUUUUUCCCAUGCUGGAUUGUUCCUGAGGUGGAUUCCUCCUGUGACUGUGAUGGCGAGCCUUCCCACCUGAACUUAGAGAAAGAACUGGAUCCCUUCUUUUCCAUUUGGAGUCUUGCUGCACCCUGCGGUGUGGUAGGCCUGUAUCACUCAUACCAUCACACACAGUUGGUUAUGCGCGAGACCACUGACUGACAUUUUUUGCUUAUUGUUUCAUCCUGGAAUUUUGGACAUUACCCUUUGGACAAGUUUAUUUCAGACAUUAUAACAACCUGCUGUGUAGGAAAUCCUCCUCAUGUGAAUGGUGUUGAGUUGAACCUGAUUUGGAACUGAAAUUGAUUAAUCUGUUGUUCUGUUAUCCAUUACAAUUUGGAAUUCAGAUUACCAGGGUGCACCCAACAGAUUUGAUAUUGAGAAUUAGCACUUGGCCAAGUAGUAUUAUUAUUUUAUGUAUUUUAUUGUGUGUAAUUUCAUUUUCAUAAUUGUGAGCCUUGUACAACUGUUCGUCAAUUUUAUGGUUUAUGUCACUAAAGUUGGUUGUCCUUUAAAAUUAUCCAGCUGCCUUUGUGUGUCACUUAAACACCUCAUUGUGCUCCCAUAGCCGAACCUAUUGGCCCAUUCAUCUAGAAUAUAUAAUACCUUUCU
Molecule: messenger RNA, 3551 nt
Organism: Archocentrus centrarchus (flier cichlid)
Lineage: Eukaryota; Metazoa; Chordata; Actinopteri; Cichliformes; Cichlidae
Exons: 2
Coding region: 135-2324 (729 amino acids)
Biological process (GO): DNA integration
Molecular function (GO): nucleic acid binding
Source: RefSeq, a predicted model, not a curated record